AUGGAUCGGAAAAGAGUUGUGCAUACGCUAGACACGCCUUACUCGGCAGUUGAAUGGCCACAUAUAAGCCAGGAAGAUCAAGAUGCUAUCCUAGAACUUCUUUGCCAUAGAUUGCUAUCUCCUCUUGGGGCCUAUCGAAGAUCAUUCAUAACACCGUCGAAAGGGAAACGGAAGCGCUCCAAAAAAGCCAGAGGCUCGGAGACGCCCUCAAACGCAGCACCAGCGUCGACUGUCCCUCCUCCGCCAGAAUUGGCCGCCCAUGUCGAUGUAGGGCUUUCCACCAUCUCUCGCACCCUGCAGGCCAUGUCUGGCAGGGAGACUCCGAAUCGCGAAGAAGCAGAACCCAAGGGUUGCAGCAGACCUUAUAGUGUUGUUUUCGUAGCGCGAGCCGGUCAGUCUUCCGCGUUUCAUUGCCACUUUCCCCAAAUGGUAGCACUUGCCGCGCAGUCACAGCCCCCGGAUAAGGCCGUGAGGCUAGUUGGUCUCUCCAAGGCUUGCGAGGACCGGCUGAGCACAGCACUAGGGAUUCCCCGCGUCUCCAGCAUCGGUUUGCGAGAAGAUGCCCCGCAAGCCAAAGGGCUCGUCGAGUAUGUGCGAGAGCACGUAGCGCCUGUCGAAAUCGCCUGGCUUCGGGAGGCCCAGGGCGGCAGGUUUCUCGAGACAAAGAUCGAUGCUGUUCCGACCAAAAUUGGGGUCAAGAAACAGAGGGUCUCUUGA
Molecule: messenger RNA, 717 nt
Organism: Thermothelomyces thermophilus ATCC 42464
Lineage: Eukaryota; Fungi; Ascomycota; Sordariomycetes; Sordariales; Chaetomiaceae
Exons: 3
Coding region: 1-717 (238 amino acids)
Biological process (GO): rRNA processing; nuclear-transcribed mRNA catabolic process, RNase MRP-dependent; tRNA processing
Cellular component (GO): cytosol; nucleolar ribonuclease P complex; ribonuclease MRP complex
Molecular function (GO): ribonuclease MRP activity
Source: RefSeq, a predicted model, not a curated record